Molecule: messenger RNA, 3000 nt
Organism: Dendrobium catenatum
Lineage: Eukaryota; Viridiplantae; Streptophyta; Magnoliopsida; Asparagales; Orchidaceae
Product: WD repeat-containing protein YMR102C
Exons: 8
Coding region: 351-2534 (727 amino acids)
Molecular function (GO): protein binding
Source: RefSeq, a predicted model, not a curated record
CUCCUAUAAAAUAAAAAAAUGAGACGAGUUUUCGACUUCUCGCCACGGCGCACAAACCCUAACCCGUACCUUCAAAAUUCUCAUAUUGGGAAAUCCGAUCACAGAAAUCGAUUCGAGGGCCCAACCCUAAUUCGCAAUUUGUUUUUUAGCUUGAUCAGUUGCUGUUACCUUUUUCAUUUGAUUAUUUAUCGAAUACUUUAAGCCGUGAUACCUGCCGUCGAGAAGAAGGAGAGGGCGCAAGAGGGAAGGAGACGAUAAUUGGAGUCCGGAGAUCUCAACGCGCAGUUACGCUACUUGGAUUCAACGCUGCUUCAUUGUUUUUUUUCAUGGGAGAGAAGAAGUGAGAGGAUAUGAUGGCUCUUGGCUGCUUCUCCAGAGAAGAAGAGGAUUUGUUUUUUGACCCCAGAGACGACUUAUCUUCAGUUUUUGAUUCGUGUCCUGCUAGCCCGGCUAUUAGCGAUGUUUCAUUCCCAGAAGAGAGUUCGUCUAAGCGGGUGAACAGUGAUCCUUUCUACCAGGUCUGGAUGAAGAGUCCGUGCAGCGUACAGGAACGGCGAGCGAAGUUCAAGCAGAUCAUGGGUUUGGAUCCCAUUCCCAGCCCUUAUUCUGAUUACAUUUCUCCAAAUAGAGAGCAUACGGUUGAUGACAAAAUCACGGAGGGCAUUGAUAGGAUAUCUUCGGAUUGUGGUGCUGUACUCCUGAGUUCAGCUUUGGAGAAUGAAUCUCUACGAUCCUGCUGCCCUGUUAAGGCUCCCAGCACAUCUCAAGAGAGAUCCUCUGAUGAGCUAUUUGAUCAUAGAAUCAAAAAUUUGAGUGAUUCAAAGCAGAAUGGUGCUAGUCGAAGCCUUCGGGAGGACGAGAGGGUUUUCAUGUCAUCUUAUGCUAAGCAAUUUAUGCGAAGGAAUAAUAGCUCGUCAAGCACAAGCUCUGAAAAGAUGACGAUUAGAAAAAAGUUUGGGUGGUUGAGGAGAUUAGGUGCUGUGACUUGCAUUGUAGAUAGGCAAAGAUAUAACUUUGCUUCAGAUGUCUCUGAUUCUGAGGAAAGUUCCAGAACCAAAUUUCAAAAAAUUCAAGUUCGCCCAUAUAGAAAGCAAUCUAAGGAAUUCUCGGCUGUCUAUACGGGGCAAAACUUUAAGGCCCAUCGCGGGGCUAUCCUUUGCAUGAAGUUUAGCCCUGAUGGAGAGUACUUAGCUAGUGCUGGUGAAGAUGGAGUUGUGAGAGUAUGGCAGGUGAUGGAGUGUGCAAGAACCAGUGAAUAUGAAAUUCCUAAUGAUGAUCCUGCUUGCAUUUACUUAACUGUGAGCCGUAAUACUGAAGUUGCAGCUCUUCAUGCUGAUAAAGAAAAAAUGAUCAGAUCUAGGAGUUUGCGCAGCACUUCAGAUUCAGCUUGUGUUGUGGUUCCUCCGGAGGUUUUUCACAUAUCUGAGAAACCAUUGUACGAGUUCCAUGGUCAUAAAGGGGAUGUGUUAGAUCUUGCAUGGUCAAAUGACAAGCAUUUGCUAUCUUCUUCUGUUGACAAAACUGUUCGUUUGUGGCAAUUGGGGUGUGAUGGUUGCCUCAAAGUAUUUGCUCAUAACAACUAUGUGACUUGCGUUCAGUUUAAGCCCAAUGAUGAGAGAUAUUUCAUAAGUGGCUCUAUAGAUGGGAAAGUUCGAAUCUGGGAAAUUCCAAAUUGUCGUGUUGUGAACUGGACUGAUAUUAAAGAAAUAGUUACUGCAGUUUGUUAUCACCCAGAUGGGAAGGGAGUUAUUGUUGGCUCCAUGAUGGGUGAUUGUAGCUUUUAUGAUGCAUCAGAUAAUCGUCUUCAACUAGAUAGAAAGGUUUCAUUCGGUGGCAAAAAGAAGUCAGUAGAAAAGAGGAUCACUGGCUUUCAGUUUUGCCCCAGCAGCAGUUGCAAGCUAAUGGUUACUUCUGCUGAAUCAAAAAUAAGAAUCCUUGAUGGGUUUGAUGUAGUCUCUAAAUACAAAGGCUUUCAGAAUUCUGGAAGUCAGAUAUCGGCUUCAUUCACUUAUGAUGGGAAGCAUAUAGUUUCUGCAAGUGAGGACUCGAAAGUCUACAUCUGGAACCACUCAAAUACAGAUCAUGUACCCUCAUCCAAUUUAAAGAGCAGUCGAUCCUCUGAGUGUUUUGACUCCAGCCAUGUGUGCAUUGCAGUCCCAUGGCAGGGUUUUUCAUCCAAAAAGCCAACAUCAGACACAUUUGAGCUAACUUCAUCACAUGAAAGCAACAAAAGAUAUCCAUCUCUUGUAGACUCUCUAGGGAACAAGAUUCUCUACCUCUCACCUUCCAGCAAUGUCAUAUUAAGCCCGGAGUUCUUUGCCGAUGUUCUGCGCAGGGGUUCGGCUACAUGGCCAGAAGAAAAGUUCCCAUCUUCUUUAUCAAAAAUGUCCAGUUCUGGUAAAUCACAUUUCAAGUUUCUGAAGAGUUCUUGCCCGAAGAACAUAUCCCAUGCCUGGGGCCAAGUUAUAGUGACUGCUGGCUGGGAUGGGAGGAUUAGAUCAUUUCAGAAUUAUGGGUUACCAGUCUACCUGUGAAUCCUGUAGGUUUAGUAGGUUAUGAUUCCGUCCGAAUCAUCUAUCACAUUCUUUGUUUGCAUCGCAUUUCUACUCGAGCCAGCAUUGCGGUUUUUUGUACACUUGUGCAGUUUUACCAGAGGCUCCAGAAUUUUCAUUGAUUUAUUUUAUAUUUCCCGGCAUAGGGAGAUCUUCUUGGCGUUUCAGAGAUAGAUACUGCAACACAUUUUGCAUUAUUUGGUGUAAAAUUGAAUCCCUUAUGCCUCUGUGAGACUGUGACUAAGUUGAAAACAGGGGCAUGCGCAUUGUAACUGUGAUAUAGAUAGAGAUUUAGGUUUAAGUCUCAUGGCAGAAAGAGAUCUGUCUUCAAAUAUAAUACACAGGUUAAUACAAGUGUUGAUAUAAAGCAAGCUUUUUUGCUUGUCAGUGUAAAUGUUUUUGUUUUUGUUAGUAUGAUUUAGCUGACUUUUUUGUAGUCAUUUUCUCA